Molecule: messenger RNA, 2100 nt
Organism: Ilyonectria robusta
Lineage: Eukaryota; Fungi; Ascomycota; Sordariomycetes; Hypocreales; Nectriaceae
Product: heterokaryon incompatibility protein-domain-containing protein
Exons: 1
Coding region: 1-1956 (651 amino acids)
Source: RefSeq, a predicted model, not a curated record
AUGAUCCUCCCGCGAAUUCUCCACGGCGCCUGGCGACGUUUGAAACGGUCCACCGAGCGCAUCUACGGCCAUGGUUCGUUUUGGCCCAUCAGCUCUGGAUUUGUGCUCUGUAUCCUUUUACUCUACUACUUCUUGGGUGAUCAAGGUUCAAAAGAGCCGCUGUUUCCCGACAUGCGAUAUCCCGGCAGCACUAUUCGCAUUUUGUACAUCGAACCUGGCAGCGGCAGGGAUUGGAUAUAUGCGAGUUUGAAACCUGUGGCCCUGGCGGAACGACCGGAAUAUGAUGCCGUGUCUUAUUCGUGGGGCGAACCAACCGAUAAGAAGAAGAUUUUCGUGAACGGGAACAAGAUCGAGAUUACCAAAAAUUUGCACCAUGCUCUCGUCAAUUUCAGGCACCGAUCUAAGACGGUUGCGCUCUGGGUUGACCAAAUUUGCAUAAACCAAGCAAAUUUAGAAGAAAAGAGUAGCCAAAUUCCUCUCAUGACAACGAUAUACAGCCGGGCAAGGUCUGUUCGCCUGUGGAUGGGAAAGCAUCUGGCUCCGAGAUGGGUCGAAAACGCAGAUGUACUGGACUGGUCUGGAGACUGGGCCGUCGCGCAUGCAGCCCAGUAUCCCGCUUCCGCGAAGUAUUGGCUCUACCGGCUAGCCGAGGAAGAAUAUUGGAAGCGAACUUGGGUGAUCCAAGAACUUGCCAUGGCUUCAAAUAUCCACGUGCAUUUCGGUUCACGUCACCCUAUCCCCUGGGAUUCAUUCAUCCGCCUCGUCGAGUGGUAUCGACAAGAAGACCCGAUGGCAGAUGUCCAUCGGAUCCUCAGGCUGGAUGCGCUAAGGAAGACGAUGUAUCAGGACCGAGCAACAUUUGAGCUGGCAGAUCUUCUGACUACCUUCUACGACUCGUUCGCUACUGUUCCACAUGACAAGAUAUAUGCCUUUGUUGGCAUGGCUAAUCAGUGCCGUGACGGAUGCAUCGACGUCAACUACAACAACACAUUGUAUCAAGUUUACGAAGAUGUCAUGCUUACCCUGAGCGAGUCCUCAGACAACCCGUUGCAGACACAGAUUCGAACUGUGCACGACGCCAGCGUGAUCCGACAGAGCCUUGCAAGAGGAUCCAAAAAGGUGCACAAAAAGUUGAAGUACCUGGGCAAAACGGCCGACCCACAUUCUUACUACUACCAAACGUGCGGCGAUGAAAAGGCUAUCCUCUGCUCUAGCGAAAUGGACCCUUCAGGCAACAUCUCAUACAAUGCUGGGUUGAAUGAUGCCGGGUGGGACGCUCUCAGUUGGUUAUUCUCCUUCAUCUGGCGAAAGCCCGUGAGGUACACCAUGAUAGCACUACCUAUGGAGACAGAGUCCAGUGACAUGUGGCCCCCACAAGAAGACGAACGAGAACGAGCCAGUAACAUUUUUAAAAUUCGCGGGAUUGUCGCCGGCACCGUCGGCCACAUAGGUCCGCCCCUCUCAGCUUUCCUCGAGGAUGCCAGGGUUGCGGCGCGGUGGGCGAAAGAAGUUGACGUGUAUCCUACAAACCGAGACCGUCGGAGGGCUCGAGGCGUGAACGAAAGAUUUAUGAAUCUACUGAGUGUAUCACCAUACGCACUCAUUAUGCGAGCAGGGCCCCUCCAAUUACCGGCUAAGGGAGGAAGAGAGGACGAUCCCAAUUUGUUUCUGGGCUCUACCGUCAUGGCUGGCAUAUUGCCAGCCGAUGCGCGCUCGGGUGACCUGAUUGUCCAGUUCUGGGGGUCAAAUUCUGUCUUGGUUGUUCGAGAUGGGACUGAUGGACGCCGUGACUUCAUCGGAAGGGCCCUCAUUGUCAAGGACGACGAUUUUGAUUGGGACAGCCCGAGGGACAGCGAGUUCUUCCAAGACGAUUCAUCGCUUGUCAUCGACUUGGAAGUCAAUCUUGCAAAUCUCACUCUACUCUCUCUGGAUGGUGUGCAGCUUGAUGGUAGUUGAAGUGAGGCUUUCGUAGUCUAGAUACCACGCGCAAUACCACAACUGGUCAACAUCUGACGCUCAUGACGUCAUUUGCUCCUUUUUUUCAUUACGACUCACAAAGCCUGCGAUUUGCAGAUAUUGUUGGCACUCUCAGCGAAGAGG